Molecule: messenger RNA, 2067 nt
Organism: Rhodotorula graminis WP1
Lineage: Eukaryota; Fungi; Basidiomycota; Microbotryomycetes; Sporidiobolales; Sporidiobolaceae
Exons: 4
Coding region: 1-2067 (688 amino acids)
Source: RefSeq, a predicted model, not a curated record
AUGCUGAGGGCGCUCGCCAUCCAUCCCUCGACCACGGUCAUCGGGUUCAGCCGGUACCGCGCCAAGGUCCUCCUCUUCUACCUCCUGUGGAUCUACGCACCGUCGUACCCGUCGCGCAACGAGGCCAUCCUCCCCUCGUCGCCGCACCUCUCGCCGACCUGCACCGCCUCCGCCUCGAACCUCUUCCCUCGAUCGAGUGCGCCCCUCGCGGUCGUCCAGCCCGGCCUUCCUCUCGGCGCGACACCCUUCUCGAACGACGCCGACGCCGACGUCGCCCUGCCCUCGCCCUUGACGGCAGCCUACCUCUCGAGAGCGUCGCAUGCCUCCGCGUCGGCCGCCGCCAACUCGGCGCCCUCGUUGCCCGUCGCCGCCGACCACAUGCCGGCAAGGGGCUCGACGUCUCACGACUCGAGGGCGUCGAACGACUCGGGCCCGACGCCACCGCUCUCGGAGCAACCCGCCGCAGUAUCGGCUUCGGCAGACGAUCUCGACGCGCGACCACGACGCGCAGCGGGCCCAGGCGCAGCGCGAGACGUCCACGUCGUCCUAAGCGACGACGUCGCGCCGAGACGGCCGAGACCGCGUCGCGAGGAACCCGUCGCCGACUCGCCGAUCUGCUCGACAGCGCUUCCAGCGCCAACCUCGCCUCGCCUCACCCCUCUCACCUACACCCUCCUCGCCCUGCACCUCCUCUUCCUCCUCGAGCUCGUCUUCCUCAACCUCGAGACGUCGCCCGCCAUGUCCAAGCUCUCGAGCACGCGCCCCUCGCUCUCGCCUCUCUCGUCGUUGACCACCCCGCCGGUCCGUGCGUCAAAAGGCGCCACGUCCUCGUCGUCGCUCGCCAAGCGCCUGGCACGCGCUCGGUGGCGCAUCUCCACGACCUGGAACGCGUGCGGGCAGGAGCUCGUCGUGUGGGCCGCCGCAGCGCUCGUCCUCGGAGCGGUCGGCGCGACGUGGCGGUCGGGCGGCGGGGAGGGGUGGAACGCGGUGCUCGGCCCGCAGGCGUGGACGGCGCAUCUGCGGCUCGCUGAGGGUGACGAGGGGAGCAGCGAGGGGGCGAAAGGGUGGCGGAUCAUGCGGAACGUCGUCGCGCUCGAGAUCGCAGUCGUCGUACUCGGUCUGGGGCAGAGCGUACUGCCGCUCCUGGUCGCGGUCGGGCUCGUCCCCUCGGCCGUGCCCGUACCCUCAUACCUCGAACCGCCUCCAACCUCGCCCUCGACCCCGCUCAACAGCCUCAAGCCCUCCUCGCGCCCUCCCACCUUCACCAUUCCGCUCCUCGACCUCGCUCAGCAGUACCUCCACCCCUCGCUCGCCUUCCUCGUCUCGACCCUUCAGCUCGCCCAGCUCGCCCUCGCUCGCCCACCCUCGCACAGCCUCGUCAAUUGGCGCACCCUCGUCUGGCUCCACGCCGCCUGGUGCGCCUUUGACGGCGCGCGCCGCAGCAAGGCGCGCAUGACGAGCCUCGUCGCGCACGUGCGCGAGCUCGCGCGGGCGUUCCCUGGGCCUGAGCGCGGGACGGGCGAGGACUGGCGGUGCUCGAUCUGCUUCGAGGGCCGAGGCGAGGUGACGGCGUGCGAGGGUGCGGCGGCGUGUGUGGGAGGGGCGGCGGCCGGGCUGGCCGCGGACGAGCCGAGGCGCAGGGUGAUCGGGUUCAGGACGCUGUGCACGCUCCCGUGCCGCCACAGCUUCCACGCCCACUGCCUCGUGCGCUGGUUCCGCCGCGUCGCCUUUUGCCCAACCUGCCACCGCGACGCUCGCACUUCCUCCGGCCCGGCCCCGACGAGCGCCCACGAGGAAGCGCUGCGAGCGCUGCGCGAGGCGAGGCUGCGCGCUCCUGCUGGUACGGCGGCGGCCUGGGCGCAAGGCGCGCCGGCGAGCGAGGACGAGUACCCGGGCGCGAGGGCAGCGGCGGCGAGGGAGGGCAGGCGCGCGCGCACGGUCGACCUCGAUGGACUCGCGGCGGCUUUCGAGGCAGUGGCGAUGGGCGGGGCCGACCAGGGCGAGGGCGGGGUGGUCGAGGCUCGAGCGCGCGUCCAGCCUAGCGACCUUCCCGAGGUCGCCGAUUGA